Messenger RNA from Rotaria sp. Silwood1, 462 nucleotides. The record is from the annotation of a GenBank genome assembly. NCBI's taxonomy places the organism in Eukaryota, Metazoa, Rotifera, Eurotatoria, Philodinida, Philodinidae.
AUGGCUUUAUCAUCUACAAUGCAACGAACAGAACCUUAUUUAAAUUUACAUUGUGAUGAUAAUGAAAAUCUUUCUAUUAAUAAACAAGCAUCGACUCCAUCAAAUUCAUUUAGUUGUUCAAUUCAUAAUUGUUUCUGUAAAAGACCAAAAAUUGGUUUAGUAUUAUAUCCAAAAGAUAUUCAAAUUAAAAAUAUCAUUCUACUUGUUUGUGAUCAAUGUUAUCAUUAUAAAUUAGAAAAUGAUACAGAACAUACUCAACUUGAAAAAUGGUAUUUCAAUAUUUAUAAAGAUUCAAAAUCAUUCCAAUUUAAAUCAAGAUUUUCAUUGAAUGAAGACGGUUUAUUUUAUUUUUAUAAUCCUGUAUCAAAUACUAAUGAUUUAUUUAACAUUAAAGAACGAGAAUUAGAAAAUUGGGAAAAAGAAGCUAUUCAACAAACUGUUCGGAAGAAAUUACAAAUUUAA